Molecule: messenger RNA, 1130 nt
Organism: Elaeis guineensis (African oil palm)
Lineage: Eukaryota; Viridiplantae; Streptophyta; Magnoliopsida; Arecales; Arecaceae
Product: zinc finger protein GIS3-like
Biological process (GO): gibberellic acid mediated signaling pathway; trichome differentiation; trichome morphogenesis
Cellular component (GO): nucleus
Molecular function (GO): transcription cis-regulatory region binding; DNA-binding transcription factor activity
Source: RefSeq, a predicted model, not a curated record
CUGUAAGCAGCUGUGACUCCUUCCACACCUUCCACAUCAUCUUAAAUCUCCCCUUCUGCUGGUAUAAAUAGACACCCUCAGCCCGUCCCACAUGCGCUCCAUAUGCCUCUUGUCUUCUCCUCCUCCUCCUCUUCCAACCUCUCUCUCUCUCUCUCUCUCUCUCUCUCUCAACCUAUCUAUAGUUGAGAAGGACUGAGAUGAUAAAAGUAGUGCUAUAAGGAUUACAAGGAGAUGGCAGGGAUCCAGUGCCAGCCCAAACCCAGCACCACCAGCAGCCCACGCCUGAAGCUUUUCGGCUUCCAAGUGUCCGAGGACGACGAGGCCGACCACCAGUCCUCGCCCGAGGCUGCUGCCACUUCCGAUCCCUCGUCCACCAUCACUGCGGCCACGGCCUCCGGCGACGGGAGGAAGUACGAGUGCCAGUACUGCUGCCGGGAGUUUGCCAACUCGCAGGCGCUGGGCGGCCACCAGAACGCCCACAAGAAGGAGCGCCAGCAGCUGAAGCGCGCCCAGCUCCACCACAACGCCGGCGGCGGCAGCCACCGCUCGCAGCCCGGCACCCUGUACCCCCGCAACCCCAUGGUCUCCGCCUUCGCUCCCCCGCCCCACCUCCUCGCCGUCGGCGGCGGCGCAGCCGCUCCUCUCGUGGGCCCCACCUCCUCCCCGCCUCCGGCCACCAGCUGGGUCUACUACUCCCGGGCGGGCCCGCCCUUCCACCUGUCGCGGGGCUGCGUCGUCCCCUCCGCCGCGCGGGCGUCGCCGGCCUACUCCGCCUACUCCCAGGCCCCUUCCGGGUUGCAUGGCGCCAGCCUCCGCUGCUACGAUGAGGACCGGCCGGUCGAAGAGCCCUCCACCGCCCGGUUCCCCGGUUCGGCUCCUGGUGGCCGGGCGACGGACCCGCCGGCUGAUGGUACGGACGAGGCGUCCGGGCUGGACCUCCACCUUAGCUUGGCUCCCGCUGGCUCCUGACUCGGUUGCGACUUGGACGCUAUCAUGGACUGAUCUCUCUCGUAUCAUGGCAUAUGUAUGAAUUAAUUCUGUAGUGGAUUGGAUCCUGUAAAUUGCGAUUAUUUUUUUGUUCUAAUUUCCAUGAUUCUAUCUGGUUCCAUUCAAUGAAUGACUUCUUCUUA